AUGGUGAAGCGUGAACUACGCGUACAGACACUGGCAAUAGGAGAUGGUGGUAACGAUGUAAAUAUGAUUCAAUGCGCUGAUGUGGGAAUCGGGAUUAGUGGUCAAGAGGGUAUGCAAGCUGCCAUGGCGUCGGACUUUGCGAUCACUCAAUUCCGCUACCUCAAACGUCUCCUCCUCGUCCACGGGCAUGAGUGCUACGAGAAACUCGCACGAACGGCCCUCUACAUGUUCUACAAAGAUGCCGUGUAUAUAUUCUCCCUUUUUUGGUUCCAAUUUUUCAAUGGAUUCUCGGGUAGUGGACACAUUGAUCAAUUGAGCCAAGUGAUGUUCAACUUGUUAUAUACCAGUAUCCCUCCAUUCGUUCUGGGUACUUUUGACAAUUCGCUUGAUGAUCGAACUCUUAUGGCAAAUCCAAAACUCUAUCGAACUGGUCGAGAUUCCAUGGCAAGUUUUUUUUCGCAAUUUGAACUCAUCGCUCCUAUGUGCUUAGAGUAA
This is a messenger RNA of Rodentolepis nana, 495 nucleotides long. The record is from the annotation of a GenBank genome assembly. Lineage: Eukaryota; Metazoa; Platyhelminthes; Cestoda; Cyclophyllidea; Hymenolepididae.